Symsagittifera roscoffensis is the source of this 1949-nucleotide messenger RNA. RefSeq names its product perivitellin-2 67 kDa subunit-like. The record is from RefSeq and is a predicted model, not a curated record. Lineage: Eukaryota; Metazoa; Xenacoelomorpha; Acoela; Convolutidae. Bases 61 to 1884 code for a protein of 607 amino acids. The transcript has 6 exons.
AUUAAACCGCCGACUUGACUUUCUUGGUGACCUUAAAUCACAAAUAAGAAAAUCAAUGCAAUGAAAGGAACUCCAAUGAUGUGGAAUCUCAGUCUUUUUGCUUCAUUUUUUGCAGUAUGGAUCAGUUAUGGCUCUGCGGGUGACACGACACACUGUCAUGGCAUCCCCUCUGGAUUGAGUCGACUGUUCUAUGGAGUUGACAUCACCAUCCUUGACCUGUUGCCCUUUGACCUUUCCCAGCCGACAGGAUACAAAUCCGUCCUUCUCAACAUCACCUGCGACGAAGACCGCAAAUGGGAAAGCAACUUCAAUGGGAAAGAUUACUCUGUUCCGGAUCAGAUAGCAACCCUGGAAACGAUUCCAGGCGGCUGGAUGAACUCUAUGGCCCAGAUUUACAAAAGUAGCUCAGAUGUCAAAAAAAUGAUGUCUUCAAACGCAGGUUUGAACAUGGGUGAAAGUGGAGGCCAGUUUUCGUCAAGUGUUAGUUACAAGUCAAUGCGGGAUGCUUUAUCAAACAGCUCUGUUCGCAUUUCGGAAGUUACGACUUUCGUCUCAAGCCUACAAGUUCAACUCGAGUCGUUCGACAAACUGCGGCUAACUCAGUAUGCCGAAGAUCUGAUCACGGCGUUGCCGAGUAAGUUUGUCGAAUACCCGAAACCGUACCGAGAGUUUAUCGAUAUUUUUGGAACGCACUUUUUUGCUGGAGGAAACUUAGGUGGUUACAUCAGACAUUACUUCGAAAUUUCCAGCGAUUACUAUUCGAGCCACGAUGAAAAAGACGUUCAAGCUCAAGCAUCGGCUUCGUUUUUUAGAAAAAUUAACUCGCAUGCUGCUUUUAACAACACAAAUAAUGAGGUUGACAAAAAUUUCGAUUCAAAUACAGUCGACAAACUUUUGUUCUAUGGCGGAAGUUUGAACGUUCUGGACGACGAAAGCGUGAAAAAUUGGGCUCACACUGUUCCCGAAAACCCUUGGCUGUUUAAAGGAAAGCUGUUUGCCAUUUAUGAACUGAUAAAAGACGCUGAAAAGAAAGAGUCGAUGAAAUUAGCUGUUGAGUCGCACGUGAAUCGAGCUUAUUUUGAAGACAUUCAGUCUCAAUUUUACGGCUAUGUGUAUAACAGUGUAGACGCUAAGUUGGCUCAAACUGGACAACUUUUGAGCGAAGUGAAUGAGAUUUUAUCAGAUGAAAAUCAAAUCGAUCCCAAAACUGCGGAGCAUUUGAAAAGGAAGAUUUCGUUCCAUUGGGGGGUUCCUGGGUGGUGGGACAAAACUGAGCUUUGUUUUCGAUGGUAUGCCGACGGAUCACGUGUUCUAUGUGGGGGAGAGGGGGUUGAUAACCUGCUGUGUGCGCCUGUUAAUAAGUACACGGACUUUUACAGAGACAACUCAGGCAAGAAAAAACACAGAAGAGGGGGCUGCAAGAUGAGCUGGGGUUUGUUCUCGGGAGAUGCUUCCAUCGACUCUGCACUGGAAAAGGUCAACCUGUGCUUCAAAUGGAACAACCAUCAUUUAGGAGGUUACAGGCAAUGUUACGUCGGGGAAGAUAAGCCCAAAUCAGAUGAGCUGUGUGUGGGGCUGAAUGAAUGGACGGAUUACUACAGCGACUAUACCAAGAAAUUCUCGAACCAUCACUACACUUGCUCGAUGUCAUGGAGCUUGGCACUGAAGGAUUCUGACCUUGAAAUUCCAGAAUGGCUGAUGAACUCUAAAAUCUGCAUGCAGUUCUACGGGGACGGAGAUGAAGACCAAUGUGGGGAAAGAGACACAAAGAGACUGCUGUGUGCUAGGGUGGGCGAGUGGACCCCGUGGUACCUGGAUUCAACUGACUCGAGGGAGGGGGGAUGUCAAAUGCAGUGGGGACUCAUCAAUGAGUUCACACCUUAGACUAUGAAAUGAACUCUAAACUAAAUAAAACUUGUUCAAUUAUUAAAUAACAAUUUUCAAUUCAA